Molecule: messenger RNA, 3982 nt
Organism: Saccostrea cuccullata (small rock oyster)
Lineage: Eukaryota; Metazoa; Mollusca; Bivalvia; Ostreida; Ostreidae
Product: UDP-N-acetylglucosamine--peptide N-acetylglucosaminyltransferase 110 kDa subunit-like
Exons: 20
Coding region: 194-3295 (1033 amino acids)
Biological process (GO): protein O-linked glycosylation
Molecular function (GO): protein binding; protein O-acetylglucosaminyltransferase activity
Source: RefSeq, a predicted model, not a curated record
UACAUGUGCAGAGAAGGGAAAACGCUGAUAAAAUUGUAAUUUAUAGGAAACUGUUCAUUUAUGUGAUUUACAAAAGGAUUUUUCCUUUUUUCCAUCGUUAUAGAUAGCGCACACGUACUAAUUGUUCAAUUUCUCGCGAGGAAGCCGACAACAUCGCAGAAAAUAUUUGUGGUCGCCAUUUUCCAGAAAGGAAAUGCCAACUAUGGCCCAAAUCACAGACACAACAGGUUUGGCCGAGUUGGCCCAUCAGGAGUACCAGGCCGGGGACUAUGACAACUCAGAACAACACUGCAUGCAGCUGUGGAGGCAGGAGCCAGAAAACACGGGGGUUCUACUGCUCCUCAGCUCCAUACACUUCCAGUGUAGGCGCCUAGAAAGGUCAGCAUACUUCAGCCAGCUUGCCAUCAAACAAAACCCCAUGCUAGCGGAGGCGUACUCCAAUCUAGGAAAUGUGUUCAAGGAGCGAGGACAACUACAGGAAGCUCUAGAGAAUUACCGGCACGCCGUCAGACUAAAGCCGGACUUCAUAGAUGGUUACAUCAACCUGGCAGCCGCCCUGGUAGCCGCCGGAGACAUGGAGCAAGCCGUACAGGCUUACGUCACAGCGCUACAGUACAACCCAGAUCUCUACUGUGUGCGGAGUGACUUGGGAAAUCUGCUGAAAGCUUUGGGAAGACUGGACGAGGCAAAGACUUGUUAUUUAAAAGCUAUCGAGACACAGCCAAAUUUUGCUGUGGCCUGGAGUAACUUGGGGUGUGUGUUCAAUGCACAAGGAGAAAUCUGGUUAGCAAUCCAUCACUUUGAAAAGGCUGUUGCUCUAGAUCCCAACUUUCUGGAUGCGUAUAUAAACCUAGGCAAUGUGUUAAAAGAAGCCAGAAUAUUUGACAGAGCUGUAGCAGCUUACCUGCGGGCCCUGAAUCUGAGUCCCAAUCAUGCCGUGGUACACGGAAACCUGGCUUGUGUAUACUAUGAACAGGGAUUGAUUGACCUUGCCAUAGACACCUACAAACGUGCCAUAGAACUUCAGCCAAACUUCCCAGAUGCCUACUGUAAUCUUGCUAAUGCACUGAAGGAGAAGGGCAAGGUGGUGGAGGCUGAGGAGUGCUAUAACACGGCCCUAAAGCUGAGUCCUACACAUGCCGACUCCCUGAACAAUCUGGCCAACAUCAAGAGAGAGCAGGGCAACACAGAGGAAGCUGUCAGACUGUACCUCAAAGCACUAGAGGUAUAUCCUGAGUUUGCUGUAGCCCAUUCCAAUCUGGCCAGUGUCUUACAACAGCAGGGCAAACUCCAUGAGGCCCUCAUGCAUUACAAAGAGGCCAUCAGGAUCUCCCCCACGUUUGCUGAUGCUUAUUCUAACAUGGGUAAUACCUUAAAGGAGAUGCAGGAUAUACAGGGGGCCCUGCAGUGUUACACCAGGGCCAUACAGAUUAAUCCUGCCUUCGCCGACGCCCACAGCAAUCUGGCGUCCAUCCACAAGGAUUCUGGUAACAUCCCGGAGGCCAUCGCUUCCUACAGAACAGCCCUAAAGUUGAAGCCUGAUUUUCCUGAUGCCUACUGUAACUUAGCACAUUGCCUACAGAUUGUGUGUGACUGGACGGACUACAGCUCGAGGAUGAAGCGACUCGUUCACAUUGUGAAGGAUCAGCUGGCUAAGAACCGCCUGCCCUCAGUCCACCCUCACCACAGCAUGCUCUACCCACUGUCUCACAAAAUGAGGAAGGCUAUAGCAGCCAGGCACGCUAACCUCUGUCUGGAAAAGAUCAAUGUUUUACACAAACCUCCCUAUGACCAUCCCCGGGAUCUGAAGGAACCCAAGGGAAGGCUGCGGAUUGGGUACGUCAGCUCGGACUUUGGGAACCACCCCACCUCUCAUCUGAUGCAGAGUAUCCCAGGGUUCCAUAACAGAGACAACGUAGAGAUUUUCUGCUAUUCCCUGAGUCCUGAUGAUGGAACCACCUUCCGUGCCAAGAUUAACGCUGAAGCUGAACACUGUAUAGACUUGUCCCAGAUCCCCUGUAACGGCAAGGCAGCGGACAGGAUCUAUGCUGACGGAAUCAACAUCCUGGUCAACAUGAAUGGCUACACGAAGGGAGCCAGAAACGAACUUUUCGCUCUCCGACCUGCCCCUAUACAGGUAAUGUGGUUAGGUUACCCGGGUACCAGUGGAGCUACAUUUAUGGACUACAUCCUGACAGACGAAGUGACUUCCCCCCUAAAUCUGGCUGACCAGUACUCUGAGAACCUGGCCUUUAUGGCCCACACCUUCUUUAUAGGAGACCACAUGCAAAUGUUUCCUCAUCUGAAGGAGAAACUCCUGAUUGAAGUCGACGGCAACGUGUCAGACAACAACAUAAUUCUGAAUGGAGUCAACCUGGAACCUCUGAAACAGAGCGGACAGCUCAAGACUAUAACCUACACUGCUGAGCACGGAGAGACCACGGAUAACAAUGAUGGAAGCCCCGCCCAGGUGACCUUUGACUUCAUGUCUCUCCCAGUUCAACCAAUCAUACAGACGAUGACCCAGACAGGCCUCUCCCACUCCUGUAUCAAUGAUGUCAUCAUUCAAAAUGGAGUCACCACCAACCAGACAAACAACAAAGCUGCUACAGGAGAGGAGAUUCCCCAGAACAUCAUUAUCAGCGCUCGCUCCCAGUACGGACUGCCGGAGGAUGCGGUGGUCUACUGUAACUUUAACCAGCUGUAUAAGAUUGAUCCCCAGACUCUACACAUGUGGAUAGAGAUCCUGAAGCAGGUGCCUGAUGGUGUGCUGUGGCUCCUCAGAUUCCCGGCCGUAGGGGAGACCAAUGUUCUACAGACUGCUGCUAAUGCUGGACUCUCUGCUGGACGAAUCAUAUUCUCCCCUGUGGCACCCAAGGAGGAGCAUGUAAGACGUGGACAGUUAGCUGACGUCUGUCUAGACACACCACUGUGUAACGGUCACACGACAGGCAUGGACGUCCUGUGGGCAGGAACUCCAAUGGUCACUCUAUUAGGAGAGACGUUGGCUUCCCGUGUGGCUUCCUCUCAGCUGACGACACUAGGAUGUCCUGAACUGGUAGCCAGGACAAGCGAGGAUUACAUCAGAAUCGCCUCAAAACUUGGCACAGAUAAAGCUUAUUUAAAAGCCAUGAGAGCCAAGGUGUGGAAAGCGAGGAUAGCCAGUCCACUGUUUAACUGUAAAACCUACGCCAGAAACAUGGAGGUGUUGUACAGGAAGAUGUGGCAGAAGUAUGUUAACGGAGAAGAUCCCAGUCACAUCGUGGACACGUCCAAACACCGAAUGUCCUCAUGAUCCCUCCUCAGUGUGUCCUUAUCUAGGUCACCUGUGACACUGCCCCCCAGAGCUAAUGUAAUAGUGCUGUGUAACAGACAACUAUGCCCCCCGUUACAGUGACUCCAGAUAAUAUAUACUAUACUGUAAAUUACACAUACCAUCAUUGUACGAGAUUAACCACUGUAACUGUGCAUAGAGACGAUGUAACAAGUAUUUAUUUCCUGUGUGUGUUUAUGGUGCAUGUAUCUAUUGUGUUAGGAGAGUCUGUUAACAUCUCCUUAACCUGUACAUUGAUCUGUUCUUGUUAUCAAUGGUUUUCUUGGCUUGAUUUUAGUUCUAGAUUUAAAGCAAUGAUUUUUUGAUUGCUUUUAGAAGUUAUAUUCCUAUUUUGAUUAAGAUGUGAUGAGCGAGUGAAUAAUUAUGCAUCUGAAAAUGUUGGAAAUGAUGUUUGACUAAUAUGAAAAUUCCUAAACAUAAUGUGCUGAAAUGAAAUGGCUGUCAUGUUGUUUUGAGUGAUUGUUGAAUCUUUUUUUAUGGCAAGUAAAUUUAAUAGUUAAAGCUUGUCUUCCAUUGAAAUGAUAGUAUGAUGAUGCAAAGAGAGAGAGAGAGAGAGAGAGAGAGAUUAAUGAAAUGAUGUAUGCAGGAGCCAUUGAAUAUUUUUGUUUAUGUCUGAAAAAAAAUCAUUAAACCUGAAACUGUUUUGUU